Gastrolobium bilobum is the source of this 531-nucleotide messenger RNA. RefSeq lists its product as uncharacterized. Bases 1 to 387 code for a protein of 128 amino acids. NCBI's taxonomy places the organism in Eukaryota, Viridiplantae, Streptophyta, Magnoliopsida, Fabales, Fabaceae. The transcript has a single exon. The record is from RefSeq and is a predicted model, not a curated record.
AUGGAUUGCUUGGUGAUGCCAGUUUCAUUGAUCCGACGACGCUCCACGGGUUCUCGGUUGGGUUAUAUGCCUCUGACCAAGGAUGAGUUGGACCAAGAAUCCGAGAGACCCGUGACGGUGGUGGUCGGAAAAGAGAAGAGGGUGUUCCUGGUGGAUCCUUUCAUAUUACAAGAGAACCCAUUUCGGGUUUUGAUGGAUAUCUCUAUGAAGAAGGAUCCAGCGGAGAAGGACCGUUUCCAUUUCACGACAAGCCAGCGGAGAGUAAUCUUUGUCGAUGUGGACGACAUUUUGUUCGAGCACAUGUUGUGGCUCAUGCACAAUGAUACCUCUUCUUUGUUUCAACUCAAUUUGAAGGAGAUUAUUGACUUCUAUGCUCAGGAUAUGUAAUCAUCUAAAUUAGAGGCUAGCUUUCCUUUCACCACAACAGAGGUACUCUGUUUUACAAAUUUCGGUUCGUACCUCGUUACUAUAACCCAGAACGAACUCCUAGCUUCUUGUAUUAUGUGUCUAAUAACACACACUAAUAUAUUA